AGCACUCACCAUUCAUUACCCUGGCUGUUGUCCGAGCGCAAGCCACCAACUGAGUCCAAUCAGGAACCGGUCUGCACCGGCAAGGACGACGGGAGUGUAAUGGAUGGGAGCAGAGGAUGCUUUUAUCCCAGACUCACCCCGCCACUCGGGUCCUUUCACCCAGCGAAAUGGUCUGUCCUCGACUCGGACCCGAGUUCGUCGACUAUUUCGACACGAUCAGCCAUGGAAGACCUCUUUCGUGUCUUGUCUAGCCGCCAAGAGGAUGACAGCCCAUCGAUAUCGGACUUCAACACGGCCCAACAGAGGGCGUUCGGGGUCAAUGGGUCAUUGAUCAUCGUCAUAGUCUUCGUCAUGGGCGUCAGGUUAUACACGAGGUUCUCCAUUACGAAGUCAAUUGGAGCUGACGACUUUAUGAUGAUUGCCGGAACCAUCGCCACAAUCCUGCAGUCUGUUUGUGUCAUGAAUUCCGUGAGACACGGCCUAGGGAGAAUCAGAGCCGAAAUACCGUCGAAUGAGUGGGAGCCAAUGUUGCUGUCGCUCUAUAUCUCCCGAUUGUUCUUCGCCGUCGGCAACGUGCUCGUUAAAGUCGGUCUUUUAUUAUUUUAUCUGCGCCUCGAUAACCGACCAAAGAUGCGAUGGACGGUGUAUGGACUCAUGGCGGCAGUGAUCGGCUUGGGAAUAUGUCACUUCGUCAUGUCCGCCAUCGAAUGUAACCCUGCCGAGGUAUUCUGGACAUCUAAGGGGAGUCACGAAAUCUAUGCGAAAUACUGCAUGCCGGCUGCGGUGCAGCAGGCAUUCUGGGACGCCGCCGGUGUGAUUGUCAUUGUUACAGACAUUUGUCUUUGGAUCUGUCCGAUUCCCAUGAUUUGGGGCUUGCAACUACCGCAGCGGCAAAAGUGGGCGGUAUCGGCAGUAUUUGCGCUGGGAGUGGUUUGCGUUGCAGCUGGCUGCGUGCGCUUCUACUAUGUCCGACAACUGGCAAACGAACCCGAGAUAUACCGACAAUUCGCCAGCUCGCUUAUCUGGUACGCCGUGGAGCUCUACGUCGCCAUCUUCUGCGGUUGCUCCUCUGCACUCAAGACGUUCUUCAAGACGUUCUUUCCCGCACUGUUGGGCUUCUCUUCAUGCAAAACAAAGUAUCCUCUGGGGAGCAAUGGCAAGGAAGGACAGGGAGAUGGAACGCGAUCUUCGCAUCCUCUACAGAGUCUGCCGAGCCGACAUACCGAAUAUAAUGCUACCGUCACAUCAGGCGGGAGAGGGAGGGGAGACGAGACGAGUAUGGAGAAUGUAUCGAGAACCGACAGUGAAGAGGCUAUCAUACACGGGAUUUCAGAAGGCUGGGAUACUCCCAAGGGGGCGGAAGUGCAACAGAAGAUUCGUAGAGCUUCCACUGAUUUGAACAUGAAGUAA
Colletotrichum tamarilloi is the source of this 1410-nucleotide messenger RNA. RefSeq lists its product as uncharacterized. The record is from RefSeq and is a predicted model, not a curated record. The annotation marks the transcript as partial. Lineage: Eukaryota; Fungi; Ascomycota; Sordariomycetes; Glomerellales; Glomerellaceae. The transcript is spliced from 7 exons.